Molecule: messenger RNA, 291 nt
Organism: Prorocentrum cordatum
Lineage: Eukaryota; Dinophyceae; Prorocentrales; Prorocentraceae
Source: the annotation of a GenBank genome assembly
GCGGCCCGGGGCCUGCUCGUGUGGCGGGCCCGGGGGCCGGCGACCGAGCCGGCGGGCGAGGAGCGCGCUUGCCGGGUGCGGCGCAAGCUCGUGCUGCGGACCACCGGGCUGCGGGAGCGGUGCGCGCAGGGGCGCGAGUGGCUGCAGGUCGACCCCGUCUGGGCCCCGGGUCGGGCGGAGCCCCUGACUGGGCCGAGCUGGGUGUUGCUCGCUGGGGACGACGCCGGCGCCGAGGGCCCCCUGCUGGUGGCCAAGGGCUACCUCGCGAAGCCCAGGAAGCAGCGCCGGUAG